This is a messenger RNA of Andrographis paniculata, 835 nucleotides long. RefSeq lists its product as uncharacterized. Gene Ontology annotation, biological process: translation. Gene Ontology annotation, molecular function: structural constituent of ribosome; 5S rRNA binding. The record is from RefSeq and is a predicted model, not a curated record. Bases 98 to 487 code for a protein of 129 amino acids. Gene Ontology annotation, cellular component: ribosome. NCBI's taxonomy places the organism in Eukaryota, Viridiplantae, Streptophyta, Magnoliopsida, Lamiales, Acanthaceae. The transcript is spliced from 2 exons.
UAUUAUAUGCAUAUCUAAUGGUGCCUGCCUGUUAGCGUUGUUUGGUCACUUUUUUGGUUAUUUUCUUCAACGGACUCCACCCACCACGGCGGCGUAAAUGACAGCGCCGGCGACUGCUCGGAGCGCCCACCUCCUACGCCUCGUCCUCUCCUGCCGGAAAAUGACGGCUCAAGUCACGUGCGCAGACAAUUACUCCAUCAUCGCCAUGGCUUCCUCCUCCGAACAGGAAUUCGCCAAGGACUACAGAGCGAAGCUCAACCGUUUCCCCCGUUCUCGCAUCUAUUGGGACUCCAAAAUCGCUUCCAAAAUCGGCGACAAGCUCGCAAUCCGUCUCCGAGAAGUCGGCGUCUCGAGCGUCCGCAUCGACGUGCAGGAGGAGCUCUCGAGGCCGAUCUAUUACCGGAAGAUGCUCACCCCCUUUUACGACUCUGUCAAGCGAAUCGGAAUCACCAUCGACGGCGCCGAGGAUUUGCCAUAUCUAGGUUAACAAUCGUCUUCAGAAAUCGAGAUGUAGACGCCGAAUUUUUGUCCGCGCCUCUUAGAAAGAAAAUGGUCGAGAGCCAAGAUAGUUUCCGGGUUUUAAAGUUAGCAUAAACUCGAUCAAACGACGGCAUCCACAACCAUGUACAUUAUUUUGUAAAAUCGAUGUUUAUUCGUAUGUUGGAUAUUUGUCUGACAUAACUCAUGUUUUAUAUUCUUUGAUUCUUCGAUAAAUCUUGAGAUCGCACAGGAAAUAAUUUCUCUAAACCAAACCGAAGCAUAAGUUCGAGAAAAUCGAACUAAAAGGGAAUGUAAUAACACUAGCUAGGCUGCCUUGGAGCAAUGCAGUGUCCCA